Brassicogethes aeneus is the source of this 1892-nucleotide messenger RNA. The record is from the annotation of a GenBank genome assembly. NCBI's taxonomy places the organism in Eukaryota, Metazoa, Arthropoda, Insecta, Coleoptera, Nitidulidae.
UCAGAUUAAAUUUAUUAACUCCAUCUAUCAAUUUCUCUAAGUAAUCAAAAACAAAUUACCGAAAAAAUCGAUCGCAAACCGUUGAGUAGACACUGAUUACCUACUCCGGUAAAUAAAGAAAAACCUAGAAAACCAAUAGCACCGUUAUCUAGAUACCCUGGCAGUUUCAAUGCCACCUCAGUCGGUCAGAAAAUGGAAACCCUCACAGUCGAAAUCGCGUUGUCUGAGCGUCGACAUCCAACGCCAGAAUUUGAUUAACGUUACCAGGCAACUGACUGACUGUAAACAACAACGUAACGUUUGUAGCGUGGCGACGGGCUGUAGAGCCCUGUUUUUCCGCCAGUGGUGCACCGUCGCGGUACAAGAAGACGCAUGGAGAAAUGGUUCAAUGGAAGUAAGUUGUGGCUACUUGGCAAUCAACUGCAGUUACUUCCAAAAAGGACCAGAACCCCUUCAAAAGUAAUGGAGAGAUACGAGAAAAUAGGAAAAAUGGGGGAAGGUAGCUAUGGAGUGGUGUAUAAAUGUAAAAAUAGGGAUACUGGGGAGAUAGUUGCUAUAAAAAAAUUCGCUGAAAGUGAAGACGAUCCCUUAAUAAGAAAAAUAGCAUUAAGAGAAAUAAGACUUUUAAAGAAUUUGAAGCAUCCAAAUUUGGUGAAUCUGAUAGAAGUAUUUCGCCGAAAACGUCGACUACAUUUGGUGUUUGAAUUCUGCGAAAAAACAGUAUUAAACGAACUGGAACGGUAUCCUCGUGGUUGCCCCGACAUUUUAACGCAACAAAUCGUAUGGCAAACGCUACAGGCAGUGGCGUACUGUCACCAUCAUGGCUGCAUUCACAGGGACAUUAAACCAGAAAAUAUUCUACUUACCUCUAGCGGUGUUGUCAAGUUGUGCGAUUUUGGGUUCGCUAGGAUGUUAAGUCCUGGAGAAAACUACACAGACUACGUGGCUACAAGAUGGUACAGAUCACCAGAAUUAUUAGUUGGAGAUACACAGUACGGACCACCUGUCGAUGUUUGGGCUAUAGGGUGUGUAUUGGCUGAACUAAUAAAAGGAGAAGCGUUGUGGCCUGGUAAAUCAGACGUGGACCAAUUAUAUUUAAUCAGAUGUACAGUGGGAGAUUUAUUACCGCGGCAUAUGCAAGCUUUUAAAACAAACGAUUUUUUUAAAGGGAUUAUACUGCCUGUGCCCCAACAAAUGAUUCCUAUAGAAGUAAAAUUACCUAUGUGCAGUGGAAUAACUAUAGAUUUUCUUAAGAAAUGUUUAGACAAAGAUCCAUUAAAAAGAUGGACUUGUGAUCAACUACUUAUUCAUCCGUAUUUCCAAAACUUUAAAUUUAAAGUCGACGAAAAUGAAAUUAUAACUGAAAAGUUAUUAAGGGGAAAUAAAUCGAGAAAUUCUACAAAUGGCAUUGGUCUGCCAAUGAUAAUGAGUUCAAAUAAACCCUCAAGCCCUUAUAAAACAUCAAAUAUCUCACAAGUAAGGUCCAAAGUGGACCAUUUACCAACUAUAUGACAAAAAUUUAAUUUUUUUAAGUAAUUACUUAAGUUAAUUGUAUAUCACAAAAAUAACUACUUUCACCGAAUUUAAAGUGUCUUACAUAAUGUGAAUGGUAAUAAAUAUUUUUUUUAAAUAUGUAGGAAUUUUAUUUAACAUCCACUAAUAAAUAAUGUUAACAUAUGUGUAGAAAAUGUAUUUACAAGAUUCUAAAAACAAAUAUAACGUUAAAAUCACUAUUCUCCCUUCUAAUAUUUUUUAAAAUAUGUAGAUAUUUUAUUUAACACGUACAUAGCAAAUGUAUUUACAAGAUUCUAAAAAUAAAUAUAACUUAAAAAUAUCUAUUCUCCCUUUUGAACAUUAGACCCAGUUAAUUUUUCUUUGAAAGCAUGUGCGGC